Molecule: messenger RNA, 1401 nt
Organism: Populus trichocarpa (black cottonwood)
Lineage: Eukaryota; Viridiplantae; Streptophyta; Magnoliopsida; Malpighiales; Salicaceae
Product: ethylene-responsive transcription factor 3
Exons: 1
Coding region: 374-1033 (219 amino acids)
Biological process (GO): regulation of DNA-templated transcription
Molecular function (GO): DNA-binding transcription factor activity; DNA binding
Source: RefSeq, a predicted model, not a curated record
CAAUCCACCCGGGUCGGCUUGUGGGGGCGAGAGAAGGUAGAGAAAUCGAGAAAGGAAGGAAAAGCCAUUUGAGCCAGAGAAACCAAAAAAAAAAAUCUAUCAAUUUUGUGUAGAGGAGAAGGUGGUGCUUUCUUUCUGCCAUCCAGUUCCUAUCUCACCUAUUCUCUCCUUGCCUCAGGCUGCUCAAAACUUCUCUCUUUUCAUACUCUCGGAUUGAAUACAUUUUUAUCAUUUCAAAUCCAUGGAAAGUUAGAUUGAUCUGCUCUUAUAAUUUGGUGCUGCUUGUGUUGUUGAUUUCUAUCCUCUUCCUCCAUCAACCUCUGCUUUUUCCUCCCUUUUUUAAUUUUUUGUCUCCGUCUUUCUUCUCAAAUACAUGGGGAGAACAAGAACAACAACAAAACAGGCUGUUGACCCAAAUGGAUCUGCAACCCAAAAUAUGUUAGUAAUUGCAAAAGAGCCCAGAUACAGAGGAGUACGAAAGAGACCAUGGGGAAGAUUCGCUGCGGAGAUUAGAGAUCCCUGGAAAAAGACCAGAGUUUGGCUGGGCACCUUCGACUCUGCAGAGGAUGCAGCGCGUGCCUACGAUGCGGCUGCUCGCACCCUCCGCGGAGCAAAGGCCAAGACAAACUUUCCUAUCUCCACAACGAACCAGUUAUUCAAUCAUCAAAAUCAAAACCAAAGCCCAACCGAUCCCUUCUUGGAUCACCACAGUAUAAAUCCCCAAAGACCCACAUCUAGCAGUUUGAGCAGUACAGUGGAGUCUUUCAGCGGUCCUAGGCCUCCGCAGCCAACAACAACAACAAAAUCGGGAAAUGGGCCGAGGAGAUCUCAUCCACGGAUCCCACCGGUUGUUCCAGAAGAUUGUCAUAGCGAUUGCGAUUCAUCUUCUUCGGUGGUUGAUGACAGAGAUGUCGCAUCCGCUGCUUCUUCUUUGUGCCGCAAGCCUUUGCCUUUCGAUCUAAAUUUCCCACCGUUGGACCAGGUUGACUUGGGCUCUGGUGAUGAUCUCCACUGCACUGCUUUAUGCCUUUGAUGAUGGUGAUGAUGAUGAUGAUGAUUAAUGGUUAAUGAUAUAUGAUUCAAUCUCUUUUUCUUUUUUUUUGUUAAUUUUAAUUUUUCUUGUUUUUUUUUAUGAUGCGGAAGAAAAGAACAAAAAAAAACAAAUUACGAGAUUGGAUUAUGAAGACAAAAAUGAUCGAUCUUCUUUAUUAUGUAGCGAUGGUUUUUUAUGAGAAAAAAAUCCUACUAUUGUUUUUCUCUUAAUGAUUUUUUUCCUAUUUUGAGAAGGAGAAAUCUUGUUUACUCGACUACUGAAAAAAAAAGAAGAAGAAAAAGAAAAGAAAACCCAUCAUUUAGGUUGUAACAGAAAAUUUUUAUUAGAAAUGUUGUUUUCUAUUUGUA